AUGACUAUUUCGUUUAUCAGAGGAAAGUAUGUUUCCAUGUACAAGCGCGAUCCUCAUGAAAACCCUGCCAUUAAACCAAUCAGGAAGGGAAUUGUAGGCCCCACACUAAUGGUGGAGGAGCUAGGUCGCAGAAAGGUCAACGACGGGGAUCUUUACGUUUUACGGUUUUACAAUCGAUUAGAUGAGGCCAGAAAGGGAGAAAUUGCUUGUGCUACAGCUGGGGAAGCCCGGGGAUGGAUGGAAGCAUUUGAUCAUGCCAAGCAACAGGCCGAGUAUGAAUUGUCAAGUGGUGGUAGUGCCAGAGACAGACUAAACAUGGAGGCCGAGAUCAAUCUUGAAGGACAUCGGCCUAGAGUGAGGCGGUAUGCCCAUGGACUAAGGAAGCUAAUAAAAAUUGGCCAAGGCCCGGAGACAUUGUUACGGCAAUCAUCAAAGUUGGCUGGUAGGCCAGACAGGUUUGAAGGGGAUAGUGGAGACACAGUUGAAGCACAUCAAUGGAAAUGUGUUCAUACUAUGGCUGGAAUUAGAAUUUUCGAGGAUGUUUCUGAUCACAAGAAUGGUAAGGGUGUCCUUGCAAAGUCUGUCGGUGUUAUUGAUGCAACUGCAGAUACUGUUUUUGAAGUACUUCUCAGCACUGAACGACAGAAAAGAUAUGAGUGGGAUAUGUUAGUUUGUGACUUAGAGCUUGUAGAUUCUUAUGAUGGACACUAUGAUGUUGUUUACGGGACAUAUGAUCCUAAGUAUCUAUCCCGGUGGCAUCCAAAGCAGGAUUUUGUCUUCUCUCGUCAAUGGUUUCGUGGACAAGACGGAGCAUACACAAUCUUGCAAUUUCCAGCUAUACAUAAGAAAAAGCCUCAAAGAUCUGGUUAUCGACGUGCAAAAAUUAAUCCAUCUACAUGGGAGAUCAGAAAUUUGAACGCACCUAUGGGAUCAAAUAGCCCAAAAUGUCUAGUGACCCACACUUUGGAGAUACAUUCUGAAUCCUGGAAUCGAUGGAAGAACAAACGGUGCUCAAAAUUUGAGAGCAGCAUUCCUUACACAUUACUGUGCCUAGUGGCAGGUCUAAAGGAAUACAUCGCAGCCAAUCCAGCUCUCCACCAAGAAAAUGCCACCACGAUAGUUCACUCCAAAAUAUCUGAUGCUUCCAUUUCCAGUUCUGAAUAUGAGGAUGAAGUACAAGAUGAGUUUUAUGAUGCAAUCGCUGCUGAAUCAUCGUCAUCGGAUGAAGAAAGUGGCGAUGAUGAGAAGCAUGAUCAAAAGGAGUCAAGAGUCAAACUAAAGAAUGUUUCAUGGGCAAUUGCAACCUUAGCUUUGAAGCGGACUGCAGCUCCUGAUCUAAGCGAAGAAUUGGAUCCUCGGGUCACUCCUAUCACAAUCCAUCCAAACGACAUACAUGGUUCUUUGCGCAAAGGAAUGGAUGACAAUGACACAAAUUGUUGGACUUCUCCUAGUGGAAAAGGAUUUAUGAUUAGAGGAAAGAACUAUCUUAAAGAUAAUUCUAAGGUAGUUGGCGGAGAUCCUCUUCUUAAGCUCAUAGCAGUAGAUUGGUUUACAGUCAACAAAUCUGUAGAUAGAAUUGCCCUGCAUCCUAGGUGUUUGGUUCAGUCAGAAGUAGGCAAAAAGCUUCCAUUUAUCCUUGUCGUUAAUCUGCAGGUUCCUGCUAAACCAAACUACAGUUUGGUUCUAUACUAUGCAGCUGAUAGACCGAUAAAUAAAAAAUCUCUGUUGGCUAAGUUUGUUGAUGGAAGUGAUGUAUUCCGGGACUCAAGAUUCAAACUUAUUCCAAGUAUAGUUGAGGGAUAUUGGAUGGUUAAGAGAGCAGUUGGAACCAAAGCUUGCCUGUUAGGGAAAGCUGUAACUUGUAAAUAUUUCAGACAAGAUAACUUUUUGGAGAUUGACGUGGAUAUUGGAUCAUCCUCUGUAGCUAGGGGUGUCAUUGGCCUUGUACUAGGAUAUGUUACAAGCCUAGUCGUUGACCUUGCCAUUUUGAUAGAGGCAAAAGAAGAGGCGGAGCUACCAGAAUACAUUCUUGGAACUGUCCGAUUAAACCGUUUGAAACUUGAAUCCGCCAUACCAUUGGAGGUUUAAGGUGUUCUGCCAGAAAUAUUAAAUCACCCAUUCCUUUUCAUUAUUAUGACUCAAACUUACACUAGGGACUCAAUUAAGAAAUAACAAUCUGAGUGAAUUUUUGUACAGAUACUUCGGUGUCUGUUUUUUAUUUUAUUUUUAUUUCUCCCAUGUCUCUCA
Messenger RNA from Medicago truncatula (barrel medic), 2247 nucleotides. Its product is annotated as protein ENHANCED DISEASE RESISTANCE 2. The transcript is spliced from 23 exons. Gene Ontology annotation, molecular function: lipid binding. The record is from RefSeq and is a predicted model, not a curated record. The coding region runs from base 1 to 2088 and encodes 695 amino acids. Lineage: Eukaryota; Viridiplantae; Streptophyta; Magnoliopsida; Fabales; Fabaceae.